AGCACACAAAGCACAAAGAAGGCCUACAGCUCCGACUUCGCCAAGGGGGCCCCCGGCCGCCACCACCCCUGGGGGUCCGGCAGCCACCCGCGUGGGGCACAGCCCGCCCACCCCUUCGUCCAGGACCCCGCCAUGCCCCCGCUCACGCCGCCCAACACCCUGGCGCAGCUGGAGGAAGCGUGCCGCCGCCUCGCCGAGGUCUCCAAGCCGCAGAAGCAACGAUGUUCAACCUCAAAUCAGCCGAGGGAUCGAAACCACUCCGCUGCCGUUCCGGGGGGAAACACCCCUUUCUGCAAUGCAAGUCUAACGACAGAAGACCACAAAGAGCCAAAGAAACUGCCAGUUGUUCACACCUCUCAGUCGAGCGAGUUGGUUGUCACCUAUUUUUUUUGCGGAGAAGAAAUUCCCUACAGGAGAUUGUUAAAGGCCCAGAGCCUGACACUUGGGCACUUUAAAGAGCAGCUGAGCAAAAAAGGAAAUUACAG
Molecule: messenger RNA, 485 nt
Organism: Mesitornis unicolor (brown roatelo)
Lineage: Eukaryota; Metazoa; Chordata; Aves; Mesitornithiformes; Mesitornithidae
Product: axin-2-like
Exons: 3
Biological process (GO): negative regulation of canonical Wnt signaling pathway
Source: RefSeq, a predicted model, not a curated record